AUGUGUUCAUCUCAAUUUAUUAAACAAUGCCAACAUUGGCAUCUACUAAAACCUCCUAUCAUUUUCACUUUGUCAUCCACAAUACCACAAUCAUUAAUUUUUUAUCGAAAAUUUACAAUUAGACAAAGAGAGAAAUCAACAUUAUCAUCUACAACAACUUCAAUCUCUAGUCAAACGAAAGACAAAUUAUCAAAGGAUAGUAAUGGAAUAGUUCAAUUUCAAAAUACUAAUGGACAAAUACAGACAAAAACGCUGGGCAAGAAAGCACAGCAAGCAGCAAAAGAUAUAUCUUAUACAUUGAUAAUUGUUGCCGGUGUAAGCACCCUUGGCAGUUUAUGUUAUAUCAUAUUGAGAGAAUUAUGUUCACGAGAGACACCCAAUGGAAUUUACAAAGAAGCAUCAAAACUUUGUAUGGAAAAUAUUAAUGUACAAGAUGCUUUGGGAACUCCAAUAAUAGUGCAUACAACUCCUCAAAUAGGCAGUAUGCGAAUGAAUAAUGUUAGAGCCAAAAUAUUUGAUGAAAAAGGUCGUAAAAAAAUGAUUUUAACAUUUUAUUUGACUGGGAAACAACGUUCUGGUGUUGUUGCAGUCAAAAAUAUUUCAAAUUGUUAUAUUUACGAUUAUAUAUUUAUUCAGUUGGAUCGCUCAUGGAAAGGUUUUAAUGUUAUUGACAUUCGAACAUCAGACAGUAAAUUUCCCAUCGAUUCAUCAACACUUAGAGUUUAA
Messenger RNA from Didymodactylos carnosus, 726 nucleotides. The record is from the annotation of a GenBank genome assembly. NCBI's taxonomy places the organism in Eukaryota, Metazoa, Rotifera, Eurotatoria, Philodinida, Philodinidae.